UAGCCGUGAAAAGGCUCUCAGCGAACUCGGCUCAAGGUUUCAACGAGUUGAAAAAUGAGCUAGUGGUAGCUAACAGACUCAAGCACAAGAAUCUGGUGCAGCUUCUCGGCGUCUGCUUGCAAGAGAAACUGCUGGGUGUACGAAUAUAUGCCUAAUGGGAGCCUAGACACGGCUCUUUUCGCACAUCCUGAGAUGGCAUGGCAGCUGGACUGGAUGAAGAGAAGGAAGAUCAUCUCCGGGAUCGCUCGAGGUCUGCUGUAUCUCCAUGAGGAGUUUCGUCUAAAAAUCAUACACCGAGACCUGAAGCCAAGCAAUGUUUUACUGGACCUUGAUAUGAGCCCCAAGAUCUCGGACUUUGGUCUGUCUAGGGCUUUCGGCGGAGAUCAAUCGAUCGAUAUAACACGACGGCCUGUUGGUACGCUUGGAUACAUGUCCCCUGAGUACGCGUACUGUGGGCAAGUCUCUGCUAAGUCAGACAUGUACAGCUUCGGCGUCAUAGUCCUAGAGAUCAUGACUGGGAGGCGGAACAACAGGUCACUCGAAGACGCGGCCUCUAGAUCUCUGCUCAGUAACGUAUGGGAGAAGUGGAGCGCAGGCUCGAUCGAGGAGGUGAUGGAUCCUUCGCUGGACGGACGUUACCCGGAGAGCGAGUCGGUCAUCUAUGUGCAGAUCGGACUGCUGUGCGUCCAGGAGAACCCGAGCGCUAGGCCGGACGCGUCGGAGGUUGUUCUCAUGCUCGACACCCACUCCUCGUCUGCGGCAAUGCGGACUCCGUCCAGGCCAGCCUUCUGCUUCAGUCAGCCUGGUGUUACCUUGGCUGAAGGGAGCCUGACGUCCAAUUAUCCGAGCAUCCGGGGUGCAACGACGAGCGGCCAGUUUUUUUUUUUUUUUUUUUUUUUUUUUUUGCGAAACACAGUACAAUCAAAGACGCUCGUAUAUACGCGUACACACUCACCCCUAUGAACGCACACACGCACACCCUACCCCUAUGACAUGACAAUCUCUGACCUCCAGCCUAGGUAGGAGGAGCCACGUAGCAGAAACAUGUAUUUGUACAUCCACAUGCUGC
This is a messenger RNA of Lolium perenne, 1069 nucleotides long. The record is from RefSeq and is a predicted model, not a curated record. Lineage: Eukaryota; Viridiplantae; Streptophyta; Magnoliopsida; Poales; Poaceae.